UGUACAAGCAUCAUACAACGCAAUUUCCUGUUUUCUAUGUUCAUUUGUCUUUUGUGUCUUUUUAGAGUGUAAUCUAAAAAAAAAAAAAAAAAAUUCCAUUUUUCAAAAUUCGCCAACACGAAAUUUGUUUUUGUUUGUAAUCGUGAAAAAAAAUUAUCAAUUAAAAAUCACAAUGAAAUUAUAUUUUUAUCUAGCCAUAUUUGUAACGGCAAUUCAACUGGUUUUUGGCCAAGCAUAUAUUGGUGGUGCAUAUGAUUUUGGCCAAAAUCGUUAUGGUGAACGACGAGGUGAAUUAGGUCCAGCAGCCAUUGCUGGCAUUACAAUAGGAGCGGUGGCCGUUCUAAUGGCAUUAAUGGUUACCGUAUAUUUUUGUUAUUAUACGGCAAAUCAUAUAACCGAUGAAUAUCCACCACCACGAAAUGUACAUGUUCAGCCAAAUUAUCCGCAUACAGCAUAUCAGAAGGCACCUGGUCAUCCUAAAUAAAAUAAAUAAAAAAAAAACAAAAACACUCACUCACAAACACACACAUUUAUGCACCUGGAAUCCGAUACAUUUCUUAUUUUGCAACAAUCAUAGCCAAAAACAACAAUCAGCAAACAUCAUCAU
Messenger RNA from Dermatophagoides farinae (American house dust mite), 607 nucleotides. RefSeq lists its product as uncharacterized. The record is from RefSeq and is a predicted model, not a curated record. NCBI's taxonomy places the organism in Eukaryota, Metazoa, Arthropoda, Arachnida, Sarcoptiformes, Pyroglyphidae.